CACAAGGCAGAUCUGCCAGCAAACAAAAAUAAACCACCCUAUGCUGUAGUUUAAGCGAUGAGACAUAAUAUCGGUUCAGAACUUUCUAAAUCUUGACCUUGGAAUAAUCUCUGGACACCGCUGAUGUGUUUAGCAUCGCAAGGUCUUUACCUCAGUGCUCAGAUACGUGGUGCACACGUCCAGAACAAGAGGCCAUGGAUGUUGAGUUGCUGCAUGCUGCUCAUGCAGAACACGGCUCACUUCUGCUCAAGCAGCUGGAGAGGAUGAGAGCAGCUGAGGAGCUCACUGAUGUGGUGCUGCUGGCAGAAGGGAUUCCCUUCCAUUGCCACAAGGUGGUGCUGUCUGCAUUCAGUCCAUAUUUCCAGGCCAUGUUUACAUGCGGUCUGAAGGAGACCCGAGGAGGAGAGGUGCCUCUCAGAGACAUUCCUGCCCAGAGCCUGGAGCUGCUCCUGGACUACAUGUACCGCGCUGAGCUCCCUCUUUCCAACAACAACAUCCAGGCCGUGGCUGCUGCUGCCUUCCUGCUGCACAUAGAUGGAGCCUUCAGGUUGUGUCAGAGCCACAUGGAGGCCCGCAUGGACACAUCGAACUGCAUUGGUCUGUACCACUGGGCCAGAGACCUGGGAGCAACUGAUCUGGCUGAUGGUGCCUUGAAAUACCUCUAUCAACACUUUGCACGGGUUUGUGAGGAAGAAGAAGUGCUGGAGCUGGAUGCCCAGAGUCUUGGGGAUCUCCUGGGCUCAGAUGACCUCAACAUAUCACAGGAGGAGGCUGUGCUGGAGCUGGUGCUGCGUUGGGUGGAGAGGCGAAGGGGUGAUUCACAAAGCGAAGCCCAGGCCGUGCAAUUACUCAGACGUGUGCGACUGGAGCUGGUGGACCCUGGAUUUCUCCGUAAAGCUAGGAGGAGAAACCCGGUGCUGCUACGGGAUGCUGAAUGCUUUGGGAUGAUUGAUGCUGCUCUCCAUACGUCAGGUCUCUGUGAAACGUCAGCUCCACCUCGCCCAGCUCUUCGCUAUGGCAUGGAAACAACUGACCUGUUGCUCUGUUUGGGUGGAAUAAAUAAGGAGGGAGUGCCUGUCCGACGGGGAGGAGUUGCUGAUCUCAGUUUCUGUUUUGACGCCCAUGGUAGAAAGAUCUACUACAUCCCCUCUCCACUGAAGGCCUGUGGAGGUAUGGGACAGAUCACAGCAGGGGCAGUGACCAGAGACAAUAACAUAGUGGUGACCAUAGAGGCAGAAGACCAACAGAGAAUCAAAAGGGUUGAUCUCUACAGGUACGACAAUUCAGAGGAGAACAGCUGGGUGGUGUUAUGCUCAGCAGCAUACAGGGACAUGUAUGCCUUAGGGGUGGUAGGCGAGGGUCUCUAUUUGAUAGGAGGUCAGAUGAAAGUGCGCAAUCAUUACAUAAUCACAGACAGCGUGGAGAGAUGGUCGCUGAAGAGAGGAGGGAGCUGGCUCAGCUUUGCUCCGCUGCCGCUUCCUUUAGCCUGCCAUUGUGCCGUGAGCCUGAAGGAGCAUCUCUAUGUGCUGGGCGGCUGGACGCCACAGGAUCUGCCAGAUGAUGAGCCUGACAGGCUGAGUAACCGUGUGUUUCAGUUUGACCCUGGCAAAGACAGGUGGACAGAGUGUGCCAGGAUGAAGUACUCUCGGUACCGCUGUGGCACAGCUGUUCUCAGUGGAGAAAUCUACAUAUUAGGUGGUAUAGGCUGUGAUGGAGAGGACCGUGGACAAUCACGGCGAUGUCUGAGCUCUGUGGAGAUCUACAACCCAGACACAGACACCUGGAGGGCCGGGCCAACCCUCCCCACAUCCUUACUCGCCCUCCGAACCAACGCCUCCAACAUAGGAGUAGUGGAAGGAAAGCUGUACCUCUGUGGAUACUACAAGGGUGCCGGCCGUCAUGAGAUCAUCACCAAGGAGAUUUUGGAACUGGACCCAACGGACAAUGUGUGGACAGUGGUGGAAAGACGAGCAGCCAUGCACGACAGCUAUGACGUCUGUCUAGUUGCUAAUCUCAACCCUCGAGGCCUCAUCACACCGUAAAACAUCUUCUCCUGACUCUGAGUAGCAACUAAGUGAGCAUCUGUUCAUUAAACGUCAUAAAGCUUCAUCUAAACUUGGCUUCACCCCUAGAUUUGUAAUGUAUCAACAUCAAGGUCCACAUGAUUGCUGCUUUGUUCUCUAUGUCAGUCAAUAACUUCCCAAAGAAUGCAAUAGUGUCUCAUGUCUGUCUAUUAAAUGACUUUACGGUGAGUAGACUGUUAAUUUAGCUUAGAACUGGGAAUAGGGGCUGGCCUGACUAUACAUAGGUAAAGCAAACCAGCAGCCCCAAAACCCACUGAAGAGCAUAUCAUAUCUUUGUAGUUUUUAAACACAUUACCCAUCUUUGCCUUGCCUUGCUGCUCUCACACUGGUGUAUGAAUCCGUGAAUGUUGGUGGUGGUCGGACGGGCCGUAGGCGCAGAUUGGGAUCCACGCUUCCGUCAGUCUGCCCCAGGGCAGCUGUGGCUACAAAUGCAGCUUACCACCACCAGAGUGAGAAUGUGUGAGUGAAUGAAUAAUGGAUCCAUUGUGAAGCACUUUGAGUGCCCAGAAAAGCGCUAUAUAAAUAUAAUCCAUUAUUAUUAUCAUUAUGAAACAAUUUAAGAAUUAUAAAAUAAAAAUAUUUUUUUAAAAAGUAA
Messenger RNA from Acanthochromis polyacanthus (spiny chromis), 2679 nucleotides. RefSeq names its product kelch repeat and BTB domain-containing protein 12-like. The transcript is spliced from 10 exons. Bases 195 to 2042 code for a protein of 615 amino acids. NCBI's taxonomy places the organism in Eukaryota, Metazoa, Chordata, Actinopteri, Pomacentridae. Gene Ontology annotation, molecular function: protein binding. The record is from RefSeq and is a predicted model, not a curated record.